AUGAAGUGAAACUCCGUUGCAGCAGGGGGCGAUACGUCCUUGUCUUUUUAUCUGCGCUCGCUGCAGAAAUACAGAAGUAGAGCUGCCCGCGUCCGUUUGAAGAUAGUGGUCGUUAUAUUUCGAACUGGGCGAUUUUGAUAUUCCUUUUGAAAUGGCAGGCAAAAUUAAAGUCGCGGAUGACUGUAGCUAUAAAACAUACUCUGUUUGCGAGAGUGCCGCUGAUAGCAGCAGGGUGGAGGAAGAAGGAGAAAGCGACGGUCCGGCGGUGUUUAUGUGCGGCAAAUGCAAGCUUCCCAUCGGCGACAGUCUGUCGUGGGCAGGCAGUGACGACGAGCACAACCAAAUCAUGCUCAAACGGAUCUCUGACAAUGUCCUCAUAGGCAAAGAGCCAUUUGUUUCUGGUACCAGAAAGGAGCUUGGAUGUCUUGUUGUGAAUCUCACCUGCCAUGGCUGUUGCUCCGAAUUAGGAAUCAUGUACAUAUCAACCCCGAAAAAGCUUGAUUACAAGAGGUCUCUUUUCUGCUUUAAUGUUGAAAAAAUUGAAAGUUAUGUAAUUGGCAGUACAGGUCAGCGGGUGCCUGAGUUAGACGGAGAAGACAAACCAGUGACCCUGGAGUACCAGAACACCGUGGAACAGCAGAUGACAGAGUUCCUGUCUAAUGUGCCUAGCAACACUCUCCACCAGGAGGCGGGAAAAGACUCGUAGAGACCCUGAAGGCGCGCACCCCCAACCCUCGAUGCUGGGGUAGCAUAACAACAGCGGCUGAUAGAAUCCGCGCGCCUCGGACCAACCAGAGAGCUGUAUCUAAGGGGCAUGCUGCCAUGGAAACAAAGCGCACAUGCUGUCGCUAGAGCCUGUUGCCAUCGUAUCCUUCGUUUCCUUAUUUGCCGGCCAGCCAGUCAGCCAACCAGCUUGCGAGGGGGAAGGGGUCUGUCGGUCUGAUGACGUUGCGCUUCAGUCGUUCGCAGGGGCGUGGUCUCCAUCUCGAGCCAGCAGAGAGUUCUUCAUUCUUGCGCCUUUGAACUCCUCCUACGUUCUGCCUGUAAACCGAGUAGAGUUAAAAAUAGGGACAUGGGGUAAAACAUGCAUAAAGCCUGUGCUAUUAUUGCAUCAUGUUUACUGUUUGUGUCCAGUAGAGGGAAACAUCACUCUACAUGUGGCAAAAUAGCCAAUCAUAUUUAGUUGUGAUAUAGUUGGUGAGUGUUUGUCUCCAGAAAGGAGAGUUUAUACCAGGAUAUACCAGAUAUUUGUAUCAGAGUUUACACCAAUGGACUACAAUUUUCUAUUAAUUUUAAGGGUUACACUGACUAACUGAAUAGUCCAGUAGUCCAGGUCUAGGGGAAACAUGUCUCCCUAGGGUGUUUUCACAACUAGUUUGUUUGAGCUCUCUUAAUGCUUGGUUCAGCUCCUAUAUGCAAAAUAUAUCAGACCCCUCUAAAAGGAUCCGAAUGCGGAGAGGUUUGUGGCUAAAUUUCUUUGUUAUUUGUAUAUAAAAAAGUGACAAAGAGGUCCCAUGCUUUGUGUGGACCAUCAUAACAGUAAUAUAUAUUUAUAUCAAAGUUUUCCUAAGACAAGACCAAAUUUUGGUUAGAAAUUUUACGACAAUUUUAAUGAAAGGUUUUGUUGGUAUUUAUGUAAUCUUUGGCUAGCUGUGCAUUAAAUGAUUUUAAAGCAUUAAAGAGGCAAAUAACCACCUGACACGUAGCUUUAGAUGUAGCAUUCUGUCCUCUUUAAAACCAGAACAUCAAUUUUACCUGUAUUUCUGAGAAAAAUAAUAUAGUGAAUCAAUAUCAAAGCUUUUAUAUUAAU
Messenger RNA from Puntigrus tetrazona (Sumatra barb), 1810 nucleotides. It is a transcript of the gene mis18a, whose product is annotated as MIS18 kinetochore protein A. The transcript is spliced from 5 exons. NCBI's taxonomy places the organism in Eukaryota, Metazoa, Chordata, Actinopteri, Cypriniformes, Cyprinidae. Gene Ontology annotation, cellular component: chromosome, centromeric region; chromatin; nucleus. The coding region runs from base 152 to 706 and encodes 184 amino acids. Gene Ontology annotation, biological process: CENP-A containing chromatin assembly; chromosome segregation. The record is from RefSeq and is a predicted model, not a curated record.